AAUUUUCAACAGUCAACUUCGUUAUUAGUCAGAGUAAGAUAAAAAAAUUAACUUAUAUAAUCAAUAGACGUACACCUGCCCCAAUUUCUGUAUAUUAUCGUAAACAAGCCUCUAAGUAAACAUUACUAAAGAGAAAAACCACAUCUAAACUUACAAUUGCAAAAUCAUUAGGUAGUUUUAAACUACUAUAAACAUAUCCUUAUUGGGUCCUUGUCCCUUCAAGAUGUUUUGGGUCCUUGCAGGGAUACUCGUUGCAACUCUAAUUUACUACUGUUUUAUAAAACCUCUUUACCACUGGAGGGAACGAGGUGUUGUACAGAAAGACUUUUUCGAAUCAUUUACAUUUUCGUGGUUUGGUGUCUUCCGUCGAGUUACAUUGGCAGAAAAUGCCAUUAAUAUCUACAAAAGCUUCCCUGGAACAAGAUACUAUGGCUUAUAUCAGUUCAAUGUUCCCUCUUUGGUAAUUAAAGACGUUUAUUUGAUCAAGCAAAUGGUAAUAAAGGAUUUCGAUCAUUUUAAUGAACACCGCGUUUUUGCUAGGGAGGAAGUCGAUCCUCUGUGGGCGAAUAAUCUAUUUGCUUUAACAGGCAACAAAUGGAGAAACAUGAGAUCCACACUUAGCCCCUCUUUCACCAGUAGCAAGAUGAAAGGAAUGUUUAUCUUAAUGAAAGCUAACGCUGAAAACUUAGUCAAUUUUUAUCUCAAUCAAAACAAAGAAGUUGUCCAAGUGGAAAUGAAACAACUAAGUUCAAGUUACGGAAAUGAUGUGAUAGCUUCCGCAGCAUUUGGGCUAGAAGUGGAUUCCUUGGCCAAUCCGAACAACGAGUUCUGUGUCAAUGGAAAGAAUCUCACCACAUUUGGUAGUCUUAACGGAAUGUUUAGAUUUCUUUUUAGCACAUUUUUUCCAAGCAUAUCCAAGCUUUUAAACAUCAGACUCAUCCAAGAAAAAGUAGGUAACUUCUUUACCGACAUUAUUGAAGAAUCUAUUAAAAUGAGAGAAGAAAAAGGAUUAGUGAGGCCCGAUAUGAUUCAUUUAAUGUUGGAAACGCGAAAAGGAAGCGUAAAAGUUGAUGAAACCACUACUACACCUGAUACUGGAUAUGCUACUGUCGAAGAACAUCUGAAAGCUGAAAUAAAGACUAAUAUCACCAACAAAGACAUCGUCGCUCAAGCUCUUAUCUUCUUCUUUGCUGGUUUCGAUUCCAGUUCUAAUUUAAUGAGCUUCUUGGGAUAUGAAUUAUGUGUCAAUCCAAACAUCCAAGAUAGGCUUAGAGAAGAAAUUAAUGAUACUUUGAAAAGCUGUAAUGAAGAAGUAACAUACGAAUCUCUUGUAAACAUGAAGUACAUGGAUAUGGUGGUGUCAGAAUGCCUAAGGAAAUGGCCAGCAUUGCCAACAUUGGAGAGACGCUGUUCCAAACCAUAUACCAUCGAACCCGUUCUACCCGGAGAAAAGCCAAUACAACUGAUACCAGGCGACGUCAGAAAUCUAGUCAUCUAUGCAACCCAUCACGAUCCUGAACUGUUUCCAGAUCCAGAAACUUUCGAUCCUGAGAGAUUCAACGAAGAAAACAAAGGCAAUAUCAAGCCUUCUUCUUAUAUGCCAUUCGGACUGGGGCCCAGAAACUGUAUCGGCUCAAGGUUUGCGCUCCUCGAAACGAAAAUUCUGUUUUUCUACAUUUUGAGGUAUUUUAAAAUAGUUCCUAUUGAGGAAACUGUUAUACCGAUUAAGUUGGAUAAAAGUAUAUUUAAUCUAGUACCAAAAAAAGGCAUUACUGUGGGAUUUGAACGUAUUAAAUCAGAAUAUUUUGCAUAAUAUGCUAAAAUUCUAAAAAGUGUUAAAAUUCUAAAAAGUAGUUUUUUAUCAUUUUGUCUAUACCUUUUGAUUUAAUUUGAAAAAUGUGAUUAACUAAUAAAGUUUGGUAGUGAAUAUUUAUAUAUACCUAU
This is a messenger RNA of Diabrotica virgifera virgifera (western corn rootworm), 1944 nucleotides long. Its product is annotated as cytochrome P450 9e2-like. Gene Ontology annotation, molecular function: monooxygenase activity; iron ion binding; heme binding. The record is from RefSeq and is a predicted model, not a curated record. Bases 224 to 1813 code for a protein of 529 amino acids. NCBI's taxonomy places the organism in Eukaryota, Metazoa, Arthropoda, Insecta, Coleoptera, Chrysomelidae. The transcript is spliced from 6 exons.